This is a messenger RNA of Lingula anatina, 2175 nucleotides long. RefSeq names its product peptidyl-prolyl cis-trans isomerase FKBP4. The record is from RefSeq and is a predicted model, not a curated record. Lineage: Eukaryota; Metazoa; Brachiopoda; Lingulata; Lingulida; Lingulidae. Gene Ontology annotation, molecular function: peptidyl-prolyl cis-trans isomerase activity; protein binding.
CAGUCACACUACAAUUUAAAUUUUUAGAUAAUAUGGAUAAUUUUGUUCAUAGUAAUUAGGAAUAAUUGCUAAAUUGCAUACCCUUGAUGAUAAGCUUAUAUGUGUGAGAACUAGGCAAUACAACUGAGGGAGACGAACCAAGAGGACGAAGGUUCCAGAAAGCACGUGUCCGUGCAAGGAAAGUUUAUUUACCAAAAAAUACCCCUUUUGCAAAGUAACGUUUUGUGUUUGAUCAUUGUGUGUAUUACUUUCGAAAUUGGGAACUAUAAAAAUGUCAGAUAGUUUGGAAGAAAGCACUCCAUCUUCUGCCAACGCGGAAACCAUGGAAGUGGAUGGUUCUGGACCUCAAAGCGAAAGCGAAACAAAUAGGCCAGAGAUCAGUCCAAAUGCCGUGGAUCUGAAAGACGGUGGUGUUUUCAAAGAAAUCAAGAGAGAGGGUAUUGGGAGUGAGACUCCGUGCACGGGAGAUGAAGUUUAUGUUCAUUACACAGGGAAGUUAGUGGAUGGGACUGUUUUUGAUACCAGCAAAACAAGAGAUGAGUUUUCCUUUAAACUGGACAGAGGGAGUGUCAUAAAAGCAUGGGAUAUUGCACUUGCCACAAUGAAGGUUGGAGAAAUGGCAGAAGUGACAUGUCGACCUGACUUCGCAUAUGGUGAUACUGGAAGCCCACCUAAAAUCCCUCCAAAUUCUUGGCUGAUCUUUGAAAUUGAGCUUUUGGGUUUUAUGGGUGAAGAUGUCUCAACAGACAAAGAUGGUGGUGUAAGAAAAAGUGUCAUUGUAAAAGGAGAAGGAUACAAGACUCCUAAUGAUGGUGCUCAAGUUGAAAUGCACAUUAUUGGCAAAUGCAAUGGCUCUGUGUUCGAGGACAAGGAUUUGGCAUUUAUAGUCGGUGAUUGCCAAGAUGAGGUUGUAGUGGAAGGAGUUGAAAUGGCUGUAAAAAAGCUGAAGGAAGGCGAAACAGCCAGAGUUAAAGUGCAAUCAAAAUAUGCAUAUGGUGGAGAAGGAAGCAUAAAGUACGGUAUUCCACCAAAUGCUGACUUAGAAUACGAAAUGAAAAUGAAAAAGUUUGAAAAGGCCAAAGAAUCAUGGGAAAUGGAUGGAAAGGAGAAGCUAGAUCAAUCUGAAGUUGUUAAAGAAAAGGGAACCAAAUUUUUCAAGGAAGGUAGUUAUAAGAAAGCAAUAACAUCUUACAAGCGGGUUAUUAGCUACCUGGAAUAUGAAACUGACAUGGAAGGCGAAGAGAAACAGAAGAGAGAUGCCCUGAUGCUGGCUGCUUACCUUAAUACUGCAAUGUGUUAUUUAAAACUCAAAGAUUAUGUUGAGGCAAGGAAACAUAGUGAUAGUGCCCUGGGCAUAGAUGUAAACAGUGAGAAGGGGUACUACAGGAGAGGAGAGGCUAAUAUGGGUUUAAACGAAUUUGAAGAUGCAAAGAAAGAUUUCAGUAAAGUAUUAGAGAUAAACCCCAAAAAUAAAGCAGCAAGGGAUGAGCAGAUGAGAGCAAACAAGAAGAUAAAAGAGCAGAAUGCCAAAGAGAAGUCUAUUUAUCAGGGGAUGUUCAAGAAAUUUGCAGAGGCCGAUUCAAAGGGAGUCAAAGACAAAGCUGUUGAUGGACCAGGAAGCGGCGAUCAAGCCAAGAUGGAGACACAGUCUGAAGGAACUGCUGUGUAGGUCACAACCUAACAACAGGGCAAAGAUGAACAGAUGCAUUAUUCCAGGAAACAAAUUGAACAUUUGGACAGAGAUGUGCAAAAGAAAGAAACCGAUAGAGGAAAGUGUGUCAGAUUAAGAGAUUUAGGGAAAAAAGUAAUUUUUUGAGCUGUUUGUAGACAACAGACAUUAAAAAAUGCUGCCUCAUUUCUCUAUGUGUCAACUUAAUUAAUGAAACAAGAUGUGAACUGUAAAUUUUUUAUGUGUUGUAAUCAUUUGUAAUUGUACAUUCGUAUGUUAGUUAUUCUCUUGAAAAUGCUUCUUUGGCAUUUUAAAAGAAGAAUUGCAGCUGUAAAAUAAUCAAAGGUGCAGUUUUUUAAUGUUUUAGAAAUAACUGUAUUUGGAUAUGCAUUCCUUGUAUAAAAAUGUCAUCUUCAUGUUUAUAUGAAGUAAAUCCUUGCAUCUAGCAGAUUUGAAUGCAGUAAGUGUUCAACUAAAUGCAUUAAUUAAAAGAAGUGGUUACUUUC